GUCUACAUCCAUAGGUAUACUGCAGAGAAACAUUUCUAAAGCAGCGGCCUGCAGCACGCCGCCACUGAACAACCGUCGCUCCGUCCAUCCUGUCUCGCCGUUCAAGGCGGCGUAGCCCCUUCACUACCUGUACAGCGUAAGACUCUCCCCCUAAACCAGAUUUAGGGUUUUUUGUUUUAUAAUUUCGGUUCGAUUUUGAUUUUGAAUUUGACACAUUUGAUCACGCUCACCUUUUAUGAACCAAAAGUUCAUAAAAGUCCUUGGUUGAUUUGUUUCACUACUGUAAAUGUGUUUUCAGUCGAUUGUUUUUGGCGAUAUGAUAAAAGUUUUUAGUUAGAAAGAGUGAACUUUUCUUCAAUUGUUUGUUGCUGAAGAGUAGGAUUCCAGAUUAUAAGGCUGGUUAUUGUAAAUCCAUCCCAACAUUAUGUAGAACAAUGUUUUUAUUUGAUGUAAGACAUCAUUUAUUUGAAUUAUGCAAGCGCCUGUAUCUUUAGUGUGUGGUUUGUCCUAUGUCCCAACUGUUGUGCGUAAUCAAAUUGCAGCUUCGGGCUCGAAAGGAGAAGACAUAACUUUGGUGGUUUUGCAAACAGAAUUACCAAAGCAACGGAAAUUCGAACAAAGACAUUAGAGUCCUGAAAUUUCGGCGGAAUUAACAAGAAAAAACCAACGCAUAUGUGAAUUCUUAUAUUUAUAAAGGUAGGAUUAGGAGAAUGGAUUCUGGGCGUGGUAAAAUUAGAAUGAAUGUGGAAGGUGAUAGAUUAAGUAGCUUGCCAGACGAUCUUAUUCUUAAAAUCCUGUCGUUUAUUGGCACUAAACAAGCAAUCAGAACAAGUGUUUUGUCAUCUAGAUGGAGGUAUAUCUGGACUUCAACGCCUUGUCUCGAUUUCUCAACUCGGGAUUUUCGUACGUUGGACAAGUUCUACAAAUUUGUUACAGGUGUGUUAUCUAGCCGAAAGAGCCAAAUAGACGUGUCUUCUCUUGAGCUCGAUUUACUUAGAAAGGCUAGCCAGUCGUUUUUCAAAAGAAGUUUGAACAAAAUUUUGAACUAUGCAUUAUCCCAUAAUGUCCAACAGCUGAAUAUUACUUGCUGGAAAGGAUGCGAAUCCCGUCUUUCUCGCUUUAGUUCUCAGUCUCUCGAACACCUCACUUUGAUAGGGCUUAGUUACAAACAUUCCAUUACGACCCCACCUACUUGGGACAUGCAAGCUUUAACAACAUUGACUCUCUUUGGUGUCACAUUGUAUGCUGAUAAUACUGGCGAGUCUGCUGGUCUUUUCUCCAACUGUGCAAACUUGAAGAAUCUCAGCUUAAGUUUCUGCAAAAUGGGAUCGGGUCGUUUCAAUAUAUGUCAUCCUAGACUAUGUAAUUUAACACUUGAACGUAGUAACGAGGGUGAGAAAGGUGAUGUUGCACCUCAACUCAAGAAUCUCACUAUAAAAUAUUGGACAGGGAUUCAUCUUAUUUCCUCACCUAACCUCACCUCCUUGCAGUAUGAAGAUUAUUUUUUUCCUUUGGAGGUAUCUGCGGACCUUCCUCAUUUGGAGAAGGUGGAUAUAUGUAUUCACCACUGUAAUGAUAGGGCAGAUGCUCAUGGAAUUGUUUGCAUGCUUCAAAAGCUUCAUAGUGUCAAAUUUCUUACACUCAACUUGGAAAUUAUCAAGAUUCUUUGUUCAUAUGUGGAACUAAUUUCACAUCAACCUUCUCCAUUUGCCAACUUAAAGAGUUUAGAGAUUUAUCCAAAGAUUCAUCCAGAUUCAGAGCAAACACAACCAAAAGUAACUACCGAAGUUAAAAACUAUUUUGUAGAUGGUUCUCCGGGUGCCACCUUCACAAUGUUUUCACAUGAUGAUAUUAGAGCUAUGAAGAAGACCAAGUUGGCCCAAAACCUUUUACAACUUUACAGGCGCUGCUAGAGCAGGAGAAAGCUCAUAUAGAGACCAACAUGGUAAACAUGCAUGAACAAGAGAAGGCUCAGAUUGAUAUUGAGAGUUGUUGGAAAUACACGAGUGUGCAGAUUGAGAAAGGAAAAGAAAAGACUUCUGACAUCAUUUCAAAGUUGAAGGAGAUCAAAGAUUUAAUGACAGAAUUGCCUGCAUCAAACCGGGCUACCAUACAACCAUCUUUUUCUACCUUGUGUGUAGAGGCCGACAUUGUCAUGAAUAAGAUAACAGAUUGUACGAAGAUGCAAUGCGAUGAGAAUCUAAGGCGUGCAGGUGUGUGCUUUCAUGAGCUUGCUACAACACUGCGGACGUCACCUUAGCAAAUUGUAAGUUCUUGUCUUCUUAAUUUACUAUGUACUCACAAGUGACGACUAUAAUCCAAAUGCCAACUCUUGGUACCAGUGUAAUCGUACUAUUACUAUGUUUAAUGCUUCCCUAGCUGAAAAUGGAUUGCGAAUGGGAUU
Helianthus annuus (common sunflower) is the source of this 2404-nucleotide messenger RNA. Its product is annotated as putative F-box/LRR-repeat protein At3g28410. The coding region runs from base 711 to 1913 and encodes 400 amino acids. Gene Ontology annotation, molecular function: protein binding. The record is from RefSeq and is a predicted model, not a curated record. The transcript is spliced from 3 exons. Lineage: Eukaryota; Viridiplantae; Streptophyta; Magnoliopsida; Asterales; Asteraceae.